GCACGCCACAAUUACAAUUGCUCCCUUCCUUAAGUUUAAGCUCGUGGAAAGCACAAGCACACUGAUCAUCCCCCUUUUUCUUUUAUGGGUUCAGUUCAUCUUCCCAUAAGCAGACAACAACAAACACCUAUACAAUUUUAUGUAUUUUCUCACUUAUUUCGCUAAAUCCUGCUGUAAUCAAAUACCCAAAUAUCAUAAACCCUAAUUUGGUUUAGUUUGAAGCAGAAUAAUUAGGAAUUUGUCACUACUAAAUUAUGGAUCAAACUCUUGAUCGAUCCCAAAGCUCACAGCUUGAUUCCAGACAAAGGCCAGAAGCAGAAGUGAAUGACCCCGUCGCUGUACGAAAGGUUCAGAAGGCAGAUCGGGAAAAAUUGAGGAGGGAUCGGUUAAAUGACCACUUUCAAGAGCUUGGAAGUGCUAUAGAUCCAGAUCGGCCUAAGAAUGAUAAGGCAACAAUCCUGACAGAUACGAUCCAAAUAUUAAGAGAUUUGACUGCUGAGGUCAACAAACUGAAAGCUGAAUCCAAUACACUCUCAGAGGAAUCACAUGAGCUGACCCAGGAGAAAAAUGAGCUCAGAGAAGAGAAGUCAUCCCUAAAAUCAGACAUUGAGAAUCUCAAUGCUCAGUAUCAACAGAGACUCAGGGUUGUUUACCCUUGGGGUGCAUCUGUUGAACCUUCCGUUGUUAUGGGCCCACCUUACUCAUAUCCGCUUCCAAUGCCUUACCCUUUCUUUGGAAGCCAAAAUGCUAGUACAAUUCCUAGCUCUCAUCCAGCUUUUAUGCCAUACCCGACAACCCCAAAUCCAAAUGUUGAACAACAACCCAUUCAGCCUGCAACCACUUAUGUAAUGAGCAAACCAGAUUCUCGAAGCAAAGGUUUAGACAGCGGAAAAAAAGCCAGACAUCUUGAGAGAACCGACGAUUCCAGUGAUGUAGCAACAGAGCUGGAACUGAAGACACCCGGUUGUGGGCGACAGCAGAAUUCAUUGUGCAAGCAAUCAAAAAAGAAGGAAAAAAGUGCUGCAGAUGGAGAUUCUUCAAGCAAAGUUUCCUCCUGUCAAGGACCUCAAGAGAGUUCUUCCAAUAGUGUAAGUCACAUUCCAAAAAUAUGACAAGUGAAGCAGUUGCAGAUAUCCCUUUCUCUUUAUUAGCUACGCAACAUUCAAUUAUGUAUAAACAAGCUAGGGAUAGAACAACAGGCAAGUAAACAUGUACUUCCUGUUGCACGUACAUGUGUUAUCAUAGUUAGGUCCUGAAACUCCUGACUUAGAUCAAUCUGGUGCUGUGUCAAGGCUUGUUUGACAGAAAUGAUGGCUCACCAUUACUUCGUCUGUAAAUGUGAAAUAGGGCCCUUAACCAGCAUCUUGUUAAUGUAAAUUUCAAAUUUAAUACAUACGUAGUUUUCAUGAUUCA
Spinacia oleracea (spinach) is the source of this 1413-nucleotide messenger RNA. RefSeq names its product transcription factor bHLH121. Gene Ontology annotation, molecular function: DNA-binding transcription factor activity; protein dimerization activity. The coding region runs from base 255 to 1112 and encodes 285 amino acids. The record is from RefSeq and is a predicted model, not a curated record. Lineage: Eukaryota; Viridiplantae; Streptophyta; Magnoliopsida; Caryophyllales; Amaranthaceae. The transcript has 5 exons. Gene Ontology annotation, biological process: intracellular iron ion homeostasis.